Echinops telfairi (small Madagascar hedgehog) is the source of this 3114-nucleotide messenger RNA. RefSeq names its product cell division cycle 25A (gene CDC25A). Gene Ontology annotation, biological process: G2/M transition of mitotic cell cycle; positive regulation of G2/M transition of mitotic cell cycle; positive regulation of G2/MI transition of meiotic cell cycle. The transcript is spliced from 15 exons. The coding region runs from base 1 to 1578 and encodes 525 amino acids. The record is from RefSeq and is a predicted model, not a curated record. Gene Ontology annotation, molecular function: protein tyrosine phosphatase activity. Gene Ontology annotation, cellular component: cytoplasm; nucleus. NCBI's taxonomy places the organism in Eukaryota, Metazoa, Chordata, Mammalia, Afrosoricida, Tenrecidae.
AUGGAACUGGGCCCGGAGCCCCCGCACCGCCGGCGCCUGCUCUUCGCCUGCAGCCCCCCUCCCGCGCCACCCGCCGUCGUGAAGACGCUGUUCGGCGCGCCAGCCACCGGGGGGCUGUCCCCUGUCACCAACCUGACGGUCACCAUGGACCAGCUGCAGGGGCUAGGCAGUUGUAGUGAGUGUGAGCAGCCACUGGAGGUGAAGAGCAGUAGUCUGCAGAGAAUGGGCUCCUCCGAGUCCACGGAUUCCGGCUUCUGCCUGGAUUCUCCUGGACCCUUGGACAGUAAAGAAAACCUUGAAAAACCCAUGAGGAGAAUAAACUCCCUGCCUCAGAAGCUCCUGGGGUGCAGCCCAGCUCUGAAGAGGAGCCACUCUGACUCUCUGGACCACGAUGUCCUCCAGCUGCUGGACCAGGAUGAGAACAAGGAGAACGAAGCCUUUGAGUUUAAGAAGCCAAUAAGACCUGCAUCUCGUGGCUGCCUGCACUCUCAUGGACUUGAGGAGGGUAAAGAUCUCUUCACGCAGAGGCAGAACUCUGCCCCAGCUCGGAUGCUUUCCUCGCAUGAGAGAGAGAACAGCGAGCCAGGGAGCUUCCUUCCUCUUUUUAUGCCUCGCUCCCCUGUGACUGCCACUCUGUCUGACGAGGACGAUGGCUUCAUGGACCUCCUCGAUGGAGAGAAUUUUAAGAAUGAUGAGGAGACCCCAUCAUGCAUGGCAAGCCUCUGGACAGCCCCCCUUGUCAUGAAAAGAGUGACAAACCUGAGCAACCGAUGCACCCCGCGUGACUCCCCGUCCACGCGCAGCUCCGUGCGACCAGUGUUGAAGAGACAAGAACCAUUCCAGGAGGAGUCCGGGUCUGGGAAUACGAAGCGGAGGAAAAGCAUGGCGGUGACCAGCGUGGGAAAGGCAGCAACUCCGGAGACGUCCCCACAGGGUCUCCGGCAGUCGGCACCCCUGGCAUCUUCCCCAAAGAGGACCAUUGAGAACAUUUUGGACAAUGAUCCAAGGGACCUCAUAGGAGACUUCUCGAAGGGCUACCUCUUCCACACGGUCGCUGGGAAGCAUCAGGAUUUAAAAUACAUCUCUCCAGAAAUUAUGGCAUCUGUUUUGAAUGGCAAGUUCACCAACCUGAUUAAAGAAUGUCUUAUCAUUGACUGCCGAUACCCAUAUGAAUAUGAGGGAGGCCACAUAAAGGGUGCCGUGAACUUGCACAUGGAAGAAGAGGUUGAAGACUUCUUACUAAAGAAGCCCAUUGUCCCGACGGAUGACAAGCGUAUCAUUGUCGUGUUCCACUGUGAAUUUUCCUCUGAGCGAGGCCCCCGCAUGUGCCGGUACGUGAGAGAGAGGGACCGGCUUGGCAAUGAGUACCCCAAACUUCACUAUCCCGAACUGUAUGUCCUGAAGGGUGGAUACAAGGAGUUCUUCCUAAAAUGCCAGUCUCACUGUGAGCCCCCCAGCUACCGGCCCAUGCACCACGAGGACUUCAAGGAAGACCUAAAGAAGUUCCGCACCAAGAGCCGGACCUGGGCCGGGGAGAAGAGCAAAAGGGAGAUGUACAGCCGCCUGAAGAAGCUCUGAGGGUGGAAUGCAGCGGCCGAGCCUCCCUCCAACCUCCCCCGCCUCUGUGCUGUGGAGAAACUCAAGGAGCAGGGCCAGUGGUUGGCAUGGGAAGAGACCUGCUUUCACACCUCAAACCCACCUCCUGCGCGCCCAAGGCCACAGCCCAGAGCAUCUGUUGACAACAUCUCAUUUCCCUUGGGAGAUGGCUUCCUUUCAUCAAGACAUCCUCACCCCUCACCCCACACAGCUGGACCCACAGCCUGGUGCUUGCUGGAUGCUGGCUUCUAGACAUGGAACCUGGGACCUUGGAGACAGGGAAGUAUAGAGAAGAAAGAAGAAGAGAAAAACUUCCGGCCAGAUACCAAAGGCAGCCUGGAAGGAAGGGCCUUUGUGGGAUAACCCAUGUCUUUAUUAAUUUAUUCAACUUUAUCAAUCACUUUAUUUUAUUUUGUAACUCCUGGAGACAGGUCAAGACACUGCCAUUCUAGGUAGGAUUUUAUGAUCCCAAGGACUACCUCUGCUUUUAGCUAGAAAAAAAAGAAGCGAAGUCAAACCUGUUGUGAAUUGUGGGACAGAGCAAGGAGCUCUGUCACCCCCAGGAGGUAUUGCAGAACUGGGGCUGCCGCCAUUCAAAGCCAAGACCUGAGAUGGUGGUGGUGGGCGCAGACACUGCUGCGGGACAUAGGCUGAGCCUCCCAGAUCUACCUCAAAGGCUGCUGAGAUCACGUGGUGGGCAGGGGAGCUACAUGCGAUGUGGGCUAGACUAGGAGUGGCCCCAGGCAAGCUUCCAGCAUCUGCACCCUCCUCCCCUGCCAGGUGUGUGGGUUUCGGCAGGGUCAGGGUGGGAGUGGGUGGACUCCACCAGCAGCGGGAGGAUUCUGACACUUUUUCAAUAGCUUUCACAUUAUUCUUAAUAGUCAUUUUAGGCGUCAAAAAAUAUCAAGUCAGUGUCAGGGGCGCCCCAAAAAAGUAGUGAAGGGCUGAAAGCCCUGGACAUGGGGAAGGAGUGGGAAACUGGUGGAUUUUGAAAGCCAAAACACUCCAGAUUUAUCAUGUUUCAAUUUGAGGAGUAGGAAGUGCUGGGUCACCAGUUGCCCACUCUCACCCUGUGGAAGUCGGGUCUCAAAGGAACACCUGUGAGGCUGGCCUGCUUGCUGUCUGCUCAUCGCAGCCCCAGCUGCCUCACCACCUCCGCCCCACUGAGGUAGACCCAUGCUUUUCUUACACACAAGGGACCAUCUCAGCAGUCUGUCCUGCAAGUAGGGAGGGAGCCAGACAUUGGCGAUAACUGGUUGCUGAGUUACGGGUUUGAGUUGCGUUUGUCCGUAAAUCAAUCUUGUAUGAACAAAGUAUGUGGGGAAUAAGGUAGAGGAGAAUUAAAGACACCCACACACACACUGGGACGGGAGGUCAGUAUGGCCCAUGAUCUUAGUUACAGGGAGUCUGACCGUUGAAUGGCUAAGAGGGAGGUGAAAUGACCUUCAUGUUGUACCAGCUCAGCGAGCAUUGCUAGCCACCUUUGCAGGCUUUGAAAAUAAACAACGUUGGACCCAC